AUGUCGAGGUCAUUUGCGAACCGCAGAAAGCCCCGCAAGAUUGGCGGGGACGAUGAAGAGGAUAAUGGCGCACAAGAUUCCGGGCCUGUUGUUAAGCGCCCUGUUUCCUCCAAAACAAAGCAAAAACCGAAAAUGCGCAUGUCGUUCGCUCCCGGGGAGACUUCAAUGGCCGACGAUGGUGAACAGAGUGAAGUGGUAAUACCUAAACGACAGGGUCUUGGAAGACGCGUACUAGAAAAUAGUGCCUUCCAGAGGUCACUCACACCAUCGGGAUCAGGUAACCAGCUCCCACUCAGGGUGGGACCGGAACAAGAUCGACCAAGUUAUAGCAAUGAAUUUUUGAAGGAACUCCGCGAUUCAACACCUUCGACCCCAAAGAAUAUUGCCGAUGAUGAUAAUAAAGAGAAGGCUGUUGAUGUUGCUGCGAAGUUUGGCGAGGUUAUGAAGGUCACAGCCCCUGCCAUCAUUCCGAGUGCAGCGGAGAUUAGGGAAAAAAAAGAAAGAAGAGCGCGGUUAGCCAAGGAACAACAGUAUGGUCUCGCAACAGAGAAGGACUUUAUCGCUCUGGAAGAUACUAUGGAGGAUGAUGAUUGGGAAUCGAGAAACGAAAAAGAAGAUUUGAAAGACACUAGACUGAUUCGUGACGAUGAGGAUUUCGCAGAGGGUUUCGACGAAUUUGUAGAGGAUGGCCGGAUAUCUCUUGGGAAGAAAGCUGAGCGCGAGAGGGCCAAAAAGCAGCGUGAAGAAAUGCGGGAGCUCAUUGAAGAUGCCGAAGGAGUUUCGGACGAGGACGACUCAGACUUAGAAGAAAAGGCGGCCUACGAAGCUGCCCAGACAAGGGCUGCCAUGGGCCACAGCAGCAAAGAACAUACAGAUCGACCUAAAACUCCCCCCAAAAUGACAUCACUUCCACGACUAUCAACUUGCCUUGACCGUUUACGCACAACCUUAGCUGUGAUUGAAAAGUCGAAAGCUCAAAUGAUUGACCGAAUGGAAGAACUGAGAAAGGAAAAGGCUGAUAUAGCUGUGCGAGAAGUAGAGAUCCAGGCUCUAGUCAAAGAAGCCGGGGAUAAUUACGAGAAACUGAAACAAGAAGCUGGCCGCACUCCUGGCUCAGAAGAUGAUAUAACUGGCGAGCGAGGAUUGGAGAGCUUUGGCAAUUCCGUGGCAGUAUCAACAGGGAGCUCCGAAAAUGAGUCCCGGCGGGACUCCAUUUCUUUCAUUGAAACCCCUAUUGACAGGAACAAUGGAACACGCCUUUACAGGCACUUUGAUGCUACCCCAAUUGAGUUGUUCUUUGACCUCUUUUUUGUGGCGAAUCUUUCUACUUUCACUGCUACACAUGAAAUUCACAAUGUAGAAGCCUUAGGGGCAUAUAUAGGCUUUCUUGGAGUGAUUUGGUUCACCUGGCUUCAAGUUACUCUAUUUGAUAUCAGAUUCGCUAGGGAUUCAAUAUUCGAACGAGCCUGCAAGGCUAUGCAACUAGCAGCUAUGGUUGGCUUUGCAUCUGCAGGCACACGGUUUACCACCCGUAUUCGGGACGAGAACGUUUGGGCCUUCCAGUCAUUGAGCCUCUUUCUAGGCGGCAGCCGGAUCUUACUCGCUUUGCAAUAUACCGUCAAUAACAUCGUCUUCGUCCGUAAACCGAUGAAAUCCGCUGCCAAAGGCGUGUCCAUCAUCGCCGCGACACUGUUUGUCUCAAGCUUCAUCUAUCUGGGGAUGUUCUAUAUCUUCAGGGAGCAGACCUGGAUCCGCUCCUAUAUAUGGACCGUUUGGUUUGCUUUGUUCGGGCUAGAGAUGUGGGUUGUAAUGGGAGUAUCUUGUGUGACACCCGGAAUUGGUCUCCAAGAUACCCACUUGAACGUAAGAAUGGGUCUCCUUACGCUAAUCAUCAUUGGCGAAGGGGUCAUAUCAGUCACCAGGAUUGUGAAUAGGACCGUGCGGCCGGGGGGCUGGACCAAGUGGUCGUUUGUACACAUUCUAGGAGUCACUACUAAUGUGUACUUUCUGUGGCAAGCGUAUUACGACCUCUCACCAACCAGCAUAUUUGACAAAUACUCCCAGCAAGUAUGGGCCCAGCUCCAUUUUCCCUUUCAUGUGGCCCUGGUUCUCCUCCUUGAAGGAUCACAGAUCCUUGCUCUGACCCUGGACAUUACCUUGAAGCUCACGUACCUCAAGGAAACUAUCAUGUUUGCUUGUGAGGAACCACGGCCCAGACCGGGGAUGGCCAUUGGUCUUCUUCGGAAUACCAUCGAGGAUAUGGAGAUUAAUUACAACCGCGGCGCAAUAAAAGAAAAGAUGGCAAUUGAUGCAAUCCUGAGGGAUUUGCCCAACCUCCCCUUGUGUCCGGGAGAGAAGGUGAUUGGCUUCUCCAUCACGAACAACCGCCUCAACGAUCUCGUGGGGAAUGUUACCGCCGCUCUGUUUUCCAGUAUGGGCAUUAUGCCUUCAGAAGAGACAAACAUCGGGCAGUUGACUAGUUCGCAGCUGCUUAGGAUGUACAUGGAGAUGCUGGGGUUUGUCUACGUCUAUUUUUUCGUUGCUGCAUCACUGGUGAUGUUUCUUUUUGCCGCCUUCGCAAUGUUGACUCGUCGCCACACCUCCUGCGCUAGCAUUGGAAUAGCAGCCCGCAUCAUUCUCGGAGUGUUCUUGAUGAGUCUGGUGUCUUUUGUCCGGCAAUUUGCGCUUGCAUACGCUUUCAUGACGUCUCCUACAAUACUCUACGCUUUCACGUUUGUUAUCUUGACUGUGUUCGGGAUUGACCGACUUUUGGACCUCUAUGAGAGCCAGAAAAAGACCAAAAUGAAUCUGACGGAAGCGGGAAAGCGUAUGCAUCCCGAUACCUGCUAG
Aspergillus alliaceus is the source of this 2850-nucleotide messenger RNA. RefSeq lists its product as uncharacterized. Gene Ontology annotation, cellular component: U2-type post-mRNA release spliceosomal complex. Bases 1 to 2850 code for a protein of 949 amino acids. NCBI's taxonomy places the organism in Eukaryota, Fungi, Ascomycota, Eurotiomycetes, Eurotiales, Aspergillaceae. The record is from RefSeq and is a predicted model, not a curated record. The transcript is spliced from 7 exons. Gene Ontology annotation, biological process: spliceosomal complex disassembly.